Messenger RNA from Tetrahymena thermophila SB210, 2481 nucleotides. RefSeq lists its product as hypothetical. The transcript has 12 exons. Lineage: Eukaryota; Ciliophora; Oligohymenophorea; Hymenostomatida; Tetrahymenidae. The record is from RefSeq and is a predicted model, not a curated record.
AUGACUGACACUAUCAAAAAUGGUUAUCAACAACCAUUAUUUAGAAGACGUUCCAUUUCUAAAGAUUAAAAACCAUAUGGCAGUAGUAGCUUACCUAGGUAGUAAUAAUACACCUUAGACUCUACAGAAAAUGAUAUUAAAGGCGAGUAGAAAAGCAUCGAAUAUGAAAAAAGGAUCAAAGACAACGAAAUAUCUAAGCUAAUUUAGGAAAAAGAUCACUAUAUGAAGAAUGCAAUAGAAAGUAACAAUAAACUAAAAGAAAUGAGGAAAAGUAGACUAAACGAUACUAUGGAAGAGAAUGAUUAAUUGAAAAAUUAAAUUAAAGAUCAAAGGCAAAGGGAACAGGAAUUAGAAACACUCGUUAAAAACUAGAAAGAGCAAAUAAAGGAAUUAGAAAAGAGGUAUUAAUACUUGUAGAAAAUUAAAGAUCCUUAUGAGCCUCCUGCAGUUGAUAUGAACCAUUAAGGCAUUGAAACUAAUUAAGAACAAUAAGAUUUUUAAAACCCUUCCAGUACAGUUCCUAUUUUUAAAAAUAAGUAUCCUGCUCACUCCCUGGCAAGUACAGGUGUGACAUAUAAAUAUCUUUCAAAUAAAAAAAAUUUGCCAUAACACAGCAGCACCUAUACCAGUCCUUUUAAGAAACCUCUUUAUCCUCAUUAGAAUGACUCUGUUGCUGAUGUUUUAGAUAGCGAGCCAUAAAGAAAUUAUGAAACUCCAAGGGAAAAAUAUAGAAAGAAAAAAAUUAAUUAUAGAAGUUCUGAUCCACAUAAUCCUGUUUUAGAUAAUAAAAGUUAUUAAUUUCCUAAAAAUGGUUAAAUUAACACUCAAAUAACAUAAAAUGAAUACUCCCCUAGCAGAGCAAAUGUCUAAAACGUCAAUUUCCUAAACCCAGAUGAUGUUUAGCCAGAUUCUGAGCUUGAUAACGCUUCUAGAGAGGAGCUUUUGCAUGCAGUAAAGCUUUUGAAAAAGCAGCUUCAAGCAUAGGAAAGAAAACAUAAAAACGAAUUAGAUGCUAUGACUAUUAGGACUUAGAGAGCUGAAAUGGAUGGCACAGAUCUUUCUAAUAACAGAUAUAGGGAUGCUAAAAUUAGAGAUUUAGAAAAUAAACUUAGGGAUAGAGAAAAAGAGUUAGAAAUGGUUUACAUGAAGAUGAAAAAUAAUCAAAAUGAAAACAUUCCAUUAUCCUCUAAUGCUUCAAAUAGAAGACCACUGUAGUUAGAGUCUCUACAACCCAAAGAAAAUUUUUCCAACUCAGCACAACCUUCAAGAAAAUCAAAUGGAUCCUAAAAUAUCGUAAUACCUGCAAGAUAUGAUUUAGAAACAAGAUAAGAUGUUCGUAAUUAAAUUGGUAAUGGAUUAUAAAAUGCUGAUGAGGAUCUAAUUAAAACAACUACUCAUGGCAAAUUAAAAAGAAUUACUGUUUGGAGUAAUAAUGAAAGAAUUCACGGAAUUACUUUCUCUUACCUAAAGCAUGAUGGUUCUUUGUUUGAGCCUAAUGUUAACAUUUUUGCAAGCAAAAACUUAAGAGCAGAUUUCAUGGACUUUGAUGUUGAAGAUGAUAACGAUUAUGUAGAAGAAAUAUAAGGCAAAUACAAUAUCAAAGGAGUAAAAGAUUUGAUUAUUACUAGUCCUACAGGAAAAUCAAAGCAUUUCAAACCAAUCGGGGUAGAUAAAUCAAGAGAUUAAGAAUUUAGCGAUUUAGAUGAAGUGUUUACUGUUAAAUAUGAUUACGUUGAGAAACCUUUGAAAGUAGUUUUCCCUAAUGUUUUCUAUUAUGAUAUGAAAGGUGCUCGUCUUUAUGAUAAGCAUGAUUAAAAUUUCUAUUAUAUGGAAUCAACAAGAUGCAUAUCUUUGUCAAAUCCCAAUUUAGUAUAUAUUGCUGGACUUCCAGCUAUAAGAAUGCCAUUGAAAUAAGAUCCUAAUGAUGAAUUGCUUUCAAAUGCACCAAUGACUAAUCACUAUUACUCUGAUAAUGCAGAUGUUUCAAGAUUAAAAGAAAUUAAAGAAGAUGGAUUUGGUAAAAUUAAUUGGACAGAUGCAGAACUUAUUUUCUUUGAAAAGAAAGUGAAAAUAUAUAAAAUGUCCGUUUAUGCAGAUAACGAAUAUAUUUAUGGUUUCUAGUUUUAAUAUCUCACACCAGAUGGCUACUAGCUCAUUGUAGGUAAAAAGCAUGUUGGUAUUUAGCAUUUAGAUAAACCUGUUAAAGAAUUUUCUUUUGAUACUCCUGAACUUCAAUUAAGCAAGAUAUACAUUUACCGCACAAGAGCUGAUAUUAUUUAAAAAUUAAUUAUCAUAACUUCAGAUAGUAAAAGAACUGAGUUUGGAAAAAUAGUUACAGACAAAGAUGCAAAAGAAAUUCUUCUAGAGUUAAAGCCAACAUCUUAUCUAUAUGGCUGCUUUAUAAACCAUCCAUUAUCUAGAACACCAGGAGACAUAAUACUAAGUAAUUUAAGGGUUGCUGAAAUUAAGCCUUACUAUUGA